Messenger RNA from Orussus abietinus, 1757 nucleotides. It is a transcript of the gene Aplip1, whose product is annotated as JNK-interacting protein 1. Gene Ontology annotation, biological process: regulation of JNK cascade. Gene Ontology annotation, cellular component: cytoplasm. The record is from RefSeq and is a predicted model, not a curated record. Bases 38 to 1498 code for a protein of 486 amino acids. The transcript is spliced from 8 exons. Gene Ontology annotation, molecular function: protein binding. Lineage: Eukaryota; Metazoa; Arthropoda; Insecta; Hymenoptera; Orussidae.
UGCCUCCGCCGUCGGCCGCCUCCAGGACCCAGAGAGAAUGGCCGACACCGAGUUCGAGGAGUUGCGGCAUUACCUCGAAAGGUUACCUCGCCACCUCAAGGGGCCCAUCUCGAAUUACACGCUCGUGCACGAUGUCACGAUCGACGACUCCUCGACGUCGUCCCAAGGGAGCGACGCCGACGUCGGAAGGUCCUGCGCCGGGGUCGGCGGGGAUUCCGAGGACGAGGAGGUCGCGAUCCACCGGCAGGAGACCCAGAGCGGGCACACCUCGGCCGACGACAGCGAGGACCUGGACAAUCAUUGCGCCAUCGUAGCCGACAGUGAUUUCAGCAGGGGUCGAUACGACAGAGGCGGUCCAGGUCGGGGAAGCGGAGGCGGCCACGACGGCAGGGAGAGCGUCGUCAGCGACGUCGGGGACUCCUGUUCCAGCCUGAGCUCCUGGGCGACCCCGGAACAUGUUCCAGUCAACCGGCAAGGCAGCACCGGGAACGAGCGUCGGCGUCGCCGGCUCCCGGAGAUCCCGAAAAAUAAAAAGUCUCUGCCGCUUGGCCAGAGCUCGCUGCACUCUUCCUGCUCGUUGGCCGAGGAGCUGGACGCGGCCGAGUCCGCGUCCGGCAGACGUCACCUGGUGCUUCGCAAGUGUCAUCCGCGAUUGCGUUACGAGGACAGCUCGCCGGACAGCGAGAGAAUGGCCACGGACAGCGGCCACUCGACGGCCCACUCGCCGGAAAACGGGCCGAAAAGUGUCUCGCCGAUCCCGGGCGCCACUUUGCGGAACGCCGAGUCGGGGUCUCCCGGCAGUACUCCAGGAAGCGGAGGAAUACCCUUCAUGCAGCUGGAGCUGCUCGAGGCGACGCAUCGAGGCCUCCACAAAUUCGUGCCGCGGCACCACGACGAGAUCGACCUCGAGAUCGGCGACCCUCUGUACGUGCAGAAGGAAGCCGACGACCUCUGGAGCGAAGGGGUGAAUCUUCGUACCGGUCGCCAAGGGAUCUUCCCAUCGGCCUAUGCAGUGGACAUGGAUUACAGCGACUUCGACCCCUCGGCCCCUAAGGUGAAGAGAGAGCGUUACCUCCUGGGGUACCUCGGCUCGGUGGAGACCCUGGCCCAUAAGGGGACCAGCGUGGUGUGCCAAGCGGUUCGCAGGAUCGUCGGGAACUCCUCCCAGGAUUCGCCGGUCUCGCAGAGUUGCAUCCUGGAGGUGUCGGACCAAGGCCUCAGGAUGGUCGACCGGAGUAAGCCACGGAAAACUCAAGGGCCGUGUCACGAUUACUUCUACUCUUUGAAAAACGUCUCCUUCUGCGCCUUCCACCCUCGCGACCAUCGUUACCUUGGCUUCAUCACGAAACACCCAACCUUGCAGAGGUUCGCUUGUCACGUUUUCAUUGGCCAGGAAUCGACGAGGCCGGUUGCCGAAGCUGUCGGGCGAGCUUUUCAUCGAUUCUACACGAAAUUCAUCGAGACUGCUUUUCCCAUAGAGGAUAUCUACAUCGAGUAGGUCGUACCCUUCGGACAAGGAACGAGGCGGUCUCAGAGAAAAUCAGGGGAAAACCAAAAGGGAACCAAAAAAAAAAAAGAAAGAUAAUAUCGAUACCCCGCCUCUUCGAUUUGAACCCCGUGACCCGUGUAUAUACACCCCAGGCCUGUAGUCUAAAUAAACGCGAAUAAGAAGCUCGAUGUAAUUAUCCGAAUUGAGGAAGUGGCGCGAGAGGACUGAUAUCUUUUUCUUAAUUUUCUUCUUUUUUUUUUUUUCUUCC